Molecule: messenger RNA, 779 nt
Organism: Drosophila willistoni
Lineage: Eukaryota; Metazoa; Arthropoda; Insecta; Diptera; Drosophilidae
Exons: 5
Coding region: 23-757 (244 amino acids)
Source: RefSeq, a predicted model, not a curated record
UCUGAAAACUCUUGAGGUAAAAAUGCAUUUAAUUCUAGGCGCAUUAUUGGUGCUAACAUUUUGUUUGAAAUCAAGUGAUUCUAUUAUACCCUUUACCAAGGCCAGUACUCAUGGUAUUUUUGUGGCCUUAGCUGUGCCUAUACAGUUGCCCCAUCGCAAUUGCUUUGUCUCUUAUAAUUUUGAGGCCAACUAUAAUUCACCCGAUAGCUGGGGCAUUUUUACCAUAUUUCAAAAUGGACCCAUUGAAUCAGAUGAAUCAUUGGAAGUUGAAUCUUCACGUAAAAUUUUAAAUGGUUAUGGAAAUCAAACUCAAGAGGAUGUGGAGGAGGAGAAUGGGGCAGAAGAAGAGGAUGAUGAUGCGGAGGUGGAAACGACCACAGCAAUUCCAACCCAAACUUCUGUUGUCAAACGCAAAAGUCGUUCUCUAUUGACACGUUCGAAUAUCUAUCACAUACUAAAGGAUAAAUUUGAGAGAAGUGGUUUUCCUGGUGAGCCGUGUCUGCUGCGUUUAAUAUGUGAAGUUAGUUUAAGUGAAUUGGGUGAAUUUAAUGGAGUUGUGGGCAGUCUAAUGCAUGUGAUAUUCAGCCCUUCAACAUCAGAACCUGAAGAUUUACCAUUAAAAUAUUAUCAGGCCGAACACGAUGGCUGGCAUGAUAAUUGUCAUUAUUAUAAAGGCAAUUGCCGAGAGAGUUUAUUAGAUCUAAUAUCGGAACCAUUUGAGAUGAUAUUAAAGAGCAUAGAACAAAAUGAAAUGUAGCAAAAGAUCAAAUAAAAAAAAA